UUUCUUUUUUUUUAUUUUCAAGGGUGUCUUGCAUCAGCCCAGUGAGUAUGAGAGGGAACUGAGCGGAGCGAGGAAGAAAAGAUCGAAAAGGCUUGGAUUCUGUGACAGAACUGGGGACACUCACUGGAAUACUACACCGCUUCCUCUGAACAAAUGGUUUGAAAGGACAAAAACUCUUUAAAAGUUUGAAGACCCUCUGUGUGUGUGUGUGUGUGUGUGUGUGUUUGGGAUGAAGUGCCUGUGGGGGGGACACUUUCCGCUGAUCAUCCUGCUCUACCUGUUAGGAGACGUCACCUCGCAGGUUAACCCAGGUGUGUGUCGGUACCCUCUGGGGAUGUCCGGAGGACAGAUUCAGGAUGAAGACAUCUCAGCCUCCAGUCAGUGGUCUGAGUCUACAGCUGCUAGAUACGGCAGAUUAGACUUUGAGGAGGGUGAUGGUGCGUGGUGUCCAGAGAUAACGGUUGAACCAGACAGUCUAAAGGAGUUCCUCCAGAUAGACCUGCGUUCCCUCCACUUCAUCACCCUGGUGGGAACCCAGGGCCGCCACGCAGGGGGCAUCGGCAACGAGUUCGCCCAGAUGUACAAGAUUAAAUAUAGCCGUGAUGGCAGCCGCUGGAUUUCCUGGAGGAACAGGCAGGGCAAACAGGUGAUAGAGGGAAACAGGAAUGCAUAUGACAUUGUGCUGAAGGACCUGGAGCCUCCGAUCAUCGCCCGCUUCGUGAGGUUCAUGCCCGUCUCAGACCACUCCAUGAACGUCUGCAUGAGGGUAGAGCUCUACGGCUGUGAGUGGCUUGAUGGUCUGGUGUCCUACAACGCCCCAGCAGGAGAACAGAUGAGUCUGGAGGGCCAGCCUGUCCACCUCAAUGACUCGGUGUAUGAUGGAGCCGUCAUCUACAGUAUGACGGAGGGGCUAGGCCAGCUGACUGAUGGAAUGUGUGGAUUAGAUGACUUCACCCACAGCCACGUCUACAAUGUGUGGCCUGGUUACGACUACGUGGGAUGGACCAAUGAGAGCUUUCCCAAUGGAUACGUGGAGAUCAUGUUCGAGUUUGACCGCACUCGCAAUUUCACCACCAUGAAGGUGCACUGUAACAACAUGUUCAUGAAGCAUGUAAAGGCGUUCCGCCAGGUGGUGUGUUACUUCCGUUCUGAGGCUGACUGGGAGGCCACGCCCCUUUCCUUUAGUCCCGUGGUGGAUAACGUCAAUCUCAGCGCCCGCUUCGUCACCAUCUCUCUGGCCAAUCACAUGGCCAGCGCAAUCAAGUGCCAGUUCUACUUCGCUGAAGCCUGGAUGAUGUUUAGCGAAAUCACCUUCCAGUCAGACACAGCCAUGUACAACACUACCCUGGCUCCCCCCAAGACUGGCAGCAGCCCCCCCACUAGCACUCAACCAGGGGAUGACCCCACCCACAAAAUAGAUGACAGCAACACCAGAAUUCUGAUUGUCUGCCUGGUGGCCAUCAUUCUUAUCCUUGUCGCCAUCAUUGUCAUCAUCCUCUGGAGGCAGGUCUGGCAGAAAAUGCUGGAGAAGGCCUCGCGGCGGAUGCUGGACGAUGAACUAACUGCUAGUCUGUCACUACAGAGCGAGACGUUCGCCUACAGCCACAACAACCCGACAUCAUCGUCAGCACCAAGCGAGCAGGAGUCUAGCUCCACCUACGAGCAUAUCUUCCCCCUGGGCCCUGACUACCAGGAACCCUCACGACUCAUACGCAUGCUACCUGAGUUCUCCCACACCUCCGAGGAUGCCGCUUUGACCAGCACAGCAGUGACGGCCUCCAAGGCUCCCACUGCAACAGUUGCCCAGGACGGAGUCCCUCACUAUGCCGAGGCAGACAUCGUCAACCUGCAGGGCGUAACCGGGGGCAACACGUACGCGGUCCCUGCUUUAACCAUGGACCUGCUGUCAGGGAAGGACGUGGCGGUGGAAGAGUUCCCCAGGAAACUGCUCACCUUCAAAGAGAAGCUGGGCGAGGGACAGUUUGGAGAGGUCCACUUGUGUGAGGCAGAGGGCAUGAAGGAGUUUAUAGAUGAGGAUUUCUCCUUCAACAUCAGUGACAACCACCCAGUACUGGUUGCUGUUAAGAUGCUCAGAGCAGAUGCUAACAAAAACGCCAGGAAUGACUUCCUGAAGGAGAUUAAGAUCAUGUCACGUCUGAAGGACCCCAACAUCAUCCGUCUGCUGGCCGUGUGUAUCUGCAGCGACCCCCUCUGCAUGAUCACAGAGUACAUGGAGAACGGUGACCUCAACCAGUUCCUGUCCCGCCAUGAACCUGAGGGACAGAUAGCACUCAUCAGCAACGUAACCACUGUCGGCUACAGUGACCUGCGCUACAUGGCCACUCAGAUUGCCUCAGGGAUGAGGUACCUCUCCUCGCUUAACUUUGUCCACAGAGACCUGGCCACGAGGAACUGUCUGGUGGGGAAGAACUACACCAUCAAGAUUGCUGACUUUGGCAUGAGCAGGAACCUGUACAGUGGAGACUACUACCGCAUCCAGGGUCGGGCUGUGCUGCCCAUACGAUGGAUGUCCUGGGAGAGCAUACUGCUGGGUAAGUUCACCACAGCCAGUGACGUGUGGGCGUUUGGGGUGACGCUGUGGGAGACCCUGACCUUCUGUAAGGAGCAGCCUUACUCCCAGCUGACUGAUGAACAGGUCAUAGAGAACACUGGGGAGUUCUUCAGGGACCAGAAACGACAGAUCUACCUGCCCCAGCCAGUGCUGUGUCCUGACUCUUUGUAUAAGAUCAUGCUGUGUUGUUGGAGAAGGAACACCAAGGAGAGGCCUUCCUUCCAGGAGAUUCACCGAGUGCUGCUGGAAAGCCAAGCUUAGGGCCCGAACCCCUGGGCCAGCACACACACACACAGACAAACAGACAGACGGAUGAAACGCAUCAACAACACAAGCAUCGGUCUAUAAGUCAAAAGGUCAACUCGGUUCAACUUUUGAUGCACAGAAAAAUUACGAAUGGCUGUCCGUUGUCUCAGCUAGAGAAGUAAAAGUGAAAUCUAGCAAUGAAAUUUCUGCACUUUUUAAAAUGUAUCAUUUAUUCCAAAUGGUGCUAGAAAUAAGUAUAAAGUUUCCACCUUGUUUAAUGCAGUGUAAUGUAAUGCCACGUCUAUGAAUUCAAUUGUGUUUUCUUUAAGAAGACUGCUUGAAUGUAAAUCAGAUGUCUUCAUUAAGCAAACCAUCAGUGUUCAGUUUGGAGAAUUUUGAUACAUUCAUAUUUUUCUUUUGCAAGGUUAUUCAUCUCAGUCACUCUGACCGUUUCUUUGUACACUUUGCUUAGAGCCAACAGGGAUAAUGGUAAUGUAGUCAAUGCAUUAUAUGACUCUUUACAUGAUCCUGACUUACUAUCACCAAUUUUUAAUCUGUUGACAAUGUGUCAUAUAGAUAUAACAUAUCUAAUCUGUUGGCUUUGAGUAAAGAGUUACAAGUGAUGAACAAAUUCAUAACAUAGGCAAUAACCAUCAUUCGACCAUAUCUCAGCUAUAGUACUCUGUGGCAGUACACUUUGCCACAGUGUCUGCCAGUGAUAUUUGACCAAGAGUGCUCAAAGACAUUGGUGUGUAUGUACUUCAAUAGAUCUUGUUAAAUCUCAAAUAGUAAAAUUUUGUAUUGAUAUUUAUAUGUAUUGUUUAUAUUUCAGUUUGCUUUCUGUUUAUAUAUUUGGGUACUGAUCAGCUUCUUUUUGCAUGGGAAAAUUUGUACAAAGUUGUACAUUGUGCAAUUUUCUAGAUUCAGUUUUGUAGUUUUGUAUUUCGUUGAACAUCUCAAUCGAGAGUAGUUUCAGAAAAUGACAGUAGGCUUUGUUGAAUGUGAGGUGGACAAACGUUGGUUCUCAUUCAUAUUUGUGACCAAAUCACUGUCCAAAUCAGAUCGUAGAUCAGCUGCAUUACUGCUGGUCCAUGUUCAGUCCACACUGAGCAGAUUAUAAAUAAGGUGCAUUAGUGCUGGUCCAUGUUCGGUCCAUACUGAUCAGAUUAUGGUGCUAAUCAGGAUCCAGACUGGAGGGGAGAGGAUGUGCUAUGCUAACUAAGUUCUGAUGGGUCUUUGGAAAGGGAAUUGUGGGAAACGAUGCUUCUAGAGAGAAAGAUUUUUUAAAUGGUUAGUGUGUUUGCUACCUUUAUACAACAAAUGUUCUAAGCUAUCAUUGUAUUGUAUUGAACGUGUUAAAAUGCACAGUUGUUCUGAACAGGAAAACAACUGUUUAUGAUGUAUCUCUGUUGAAAGAGAGUGAGAGCUGAACGGUGAUUAGAGGGUUUCUGAAUAGAGUUAAGGUGAGGUUGAUAAUCAGUCAGAAUGAUUUCAGACAAUCUCAACUGCACACAAGGACAGUUCUUGUACAACAAGACCGUUACUAUAGUAGCUAUUAUGAUUAUGCAAUUCUUUCACCAUUAGCUUUAGGUUUGAACCCUAAAUGACUUCAAUAUGUUAUCAACCUGUCUCCAGUCUUCAUGGUCUACAGGCUUAGUUUUGAUGUCCUGCUUUCUACAAUCACACACAGGUGCAACUUUACUCAGGGGCCUUCUCCUUAUCAGCAACCUUCGCCCCUGGACCUUAUUAUUCACAUUCUGGUGUCAUUAUGUGUCAUUAUGGGCCAUCUUUAUAGGUUGUGUACAGUUAUAGGCUGAGACCCAAAUCAAACACUUUAAGUUUUAAUGUCACAUGCACAAGCACAGUGAAAUGCUUUUCUUGCUAACUCAAACCCCAACAAUGGGCUUUCAAUAACAACAUAUUAAUAGAAAAAAAACACAUUUACAUUUACAUUUUAGUCAUUUAGCAGAUGCUCUUAUCCAGAGCGACUUACAGUAGUGAGUGCAUACAACACGAGAAAUAAGAAUAGGAAUUAUGAACUACACUAUCAAGUAAGCGUACUAUAUACAGGAAAUAUUUAAAAAGUCAGUUAAUGUUUUAUUUCUGUAUUUCAUUUAUGAUUUUCUGAUUCUCUCCUGACCAUGAACUGACUUUAUAUUGCCCUGUGGAAAGUAUAUUUGUACAUGUAUUGUAGUCAUAGUAAUGAUUUGAUAGUCAGUAGUAUGGAUGAGGCAUGCAUUGAUAUAUAUCCUUAAGACCAAAAUGGGACCGUUCACAGCAUCUCAAUGUUUCAGCUUGUUUGAAUGCUUUAUUAUUGUAUUAUUACAGAUUUUCCAUCUAUAAAGCAAAUGAGGGCAUACUUAUUGUAUAGUAAUGAAGUUGAAUAGAGGUUAUUAGUGUGUCAGUGCACAAGGAAAUUAAAUAGUAGUUGAGUUUUAUAAGAUCUUUGUACUCAAAUGGGGGGGGGGGGGGGAUUAUCAAUAAAAACAUUGAAUUGUCUGAUUUGUCAUGGUGAUAACUUGUUAGACGAAAUAAAACAAAUCACCUAAAUGAUG
This is a messenger RNA of Salmo salar (Atlantic salmon), 5373 nucleotides long. Its product is annotated as discoidin domain-containing receptor 2. The record is from RefSeq and is a predicted model, not a curated record. Gene Ontology annotation, biological process: cell surface receptor protein tyrosine kinase signaling pathway; multicellular organism development; positive regulation of phosphatidylinositol 3-kinase/protein kinase B signal transduction. Lineage: Eukaryota; Metazoa; Chordata; Actinopteri; Salmoniformes; Salmonidae. Gene Ontology annotation, cellular component: plasma membrane; signaling receptor complex. Gene Ontology annotation, molecular function: ATP binding; protein tyrosine kinase collagen receptor activity; collagen binding.